AGAGUUCGAAGUUCAUCUGUGUGUUUUGGUUUUUAUUUUUUGUUACUUUAAAAUCAAAAUAUGCAUUAUAUAAUGUAUUUUAAAGACUAUAAAUUAUAGAACAAAAUUAUUUUCAAUUAUGUGUACCACACCACCGGCUCCGCCGCCUCCGCCGCCGCCCCCGCCACUGCCAACUCAGGUUUCUCCUAGUCCAAAACCAAUUUCAAGCUCAGGUGAUAUUACACCACCUUCAACAACAUUAGAUGUUUGUCAGUGGGCACUAUCCGAACCCCAAUUGCGGGAAGUAUGCUCUAGAAACAAUAUUUGUUUGGAUGUUAAACCAUAUCUAUACAAAUACAAAGAUUUCAAACCCAUUAUUCAAGUUGGCCCAACUUGUGGACUUGUGGCUUUAUCAAUGUUGUUAAAUGGUGCCGUCACCUCUGAUGAACUAUUUAAUAUUACAAAGAUGGAAGGAUUCAGUAACAAUGGUGAAAUGUUUAGUUGCAAUAAUAUGGCUAAGCUUGCAGAUAAAGCAAUAAGUUUAGCUGAAUUUGAUAAUGUACGAUUUCAUGUUAAAGAAGGUGGUUUGUUCAGCGAAGAUACUGUGAUUGACUUAUUAAAUGGAGCUGCUUUGUUAGUGGCCUAUGAUGCAGAUUGUAAUCAUGCCCCAUGUGAAAGAAAGGGUCACACUGCUCAUUGGGCAUUAAUUUGUGGUGUUAUAAUUGUGUCAGAAGUUUCAGAGGGGGAAUACACUUCUGAUCCCAAUAAUGUGUAUGUGUUGAGUAGACAUGGCAAAUCGAAGUACUUGUCUGCUUGGAAGCUGGAUGCCCUGGCAAAGAGUAAUCAAAAUUUGUGGGAGUUUUCUCCUAAAAAGAAAGAGGAUGGCAUGCUCUAUGUAUUGCCAGAAGGUGGAAUUGGAGGUAAAGAUGGAUUGAGAGAUCAGUUUUUGAUAUUUUAUGGUUUGUAAUUUAUAAGUGUUGAUGUUUUUAAAUAAAUGUAUUUAAUGUUCA
Aricia agestis (brown argus) is the source of this 989-nucleotide messenger RNA. RefSeq names its product UPF0692 protein CG33108. The transcript is spliced from 2 exons. The coding region runs from base 119 to 946 and encodes 275 amino acids. NCBI's taxonomy places the organism in Eukaryota, Metazoa, Arthropoda, Insecta, Lepidoptera, Lycaenidae. The record is from RefSeq and is a predicted model, not a curated record.